UCUGUGUGUAUACUAAUGUGUGUGUAUGAUGUUGCAGGUGAUGUCUCCUCUGUCUGACUCGAUCCUGGCUGAGCGGAUGGUCAGGGUUCUGGAUGACAAAGUGAGCGUGACAGAGCUGGGAGUGCAGCUGGUGUCUGGCCUCUCUCUGUCCCUCCAGCUCAGCCCAGGGAGUAACAGGGCCAUCGUCGCCACUGCUACCACACAGGAAGUCAUGGAGAAACUCAAACAGGAAUCCCUCAUCAGUGCCUGGCUCCAGUUCAGCGACGGCUCCAUGACUCCUCUGGACCACUACGACCCCGCCCACUUUGUGCUCACAGCCACCUCAUUGGACGAGCAGGUGGUAUCGGUACGGCGCAGCGCGGAGUGGAAGUGGCCGGUCAUCGUGGCAAACGGCGAAGGUCAGGGGUUACUGGUGCGUGUAGAGAUGACAUCAUCAGAGAUCUGCCAGAAGACAAAGCGACGCACCAUUCUGGCAGCCGGGGUGGGAAAUGUCUGCGUUAGGUUUGGCCGCUCUGAGGAGCCAUACAGCCACCCUGGAGGCAAAACACGACCAGACCCGCCCUACUACGGAGGCUCCAUUUCUGACAUUGAGGCUGGGAUCAUGAACCGGGGGGCCACGACAGUCAAGACCCCUAUUCCGGUGAGGCCCAAUGGGGACAGGCUGUCGGCCGACGGAAGAGUUCCUGGGGGGUUCUCUGAGUUCCCUGCCCAGGAGGAGCUGCCGCGGGGCCGCAGCACGGACGAGGAUCUGUUGUCAUCACGCCGCAGCCUCACUGACCUGGAGAUCGGUAUGUACGCACUACUGGGGGUCUUCUGCCUGGCCAUUCUGGUCUUCCUCAUCAACUGCAUCUCCUACACCCUCAAGUACCGCCAUAAAGAGCUGCCCUUGGAGGCCCCCGAGGCCAUGCCCCAUGCCCACGACUGGGUGUGGCUUGGCCAGGAGGAGGGCCUGUGUCUGCAGCAGCAGCAGCAGGAUGAGCUGGGCAGCACCCUGGAAGAGGGCAGCCAGUUGCUGAAUGGCGGUGUUCUGAAGGGCAGUGCCCAGGGAGGCUGCCCGGGAGGCAGGAACGAGUCACUCAACUCACCUACCACCAAGAGGAAGAGGGUCAAAUUUACUACCUUCGCCAACAUCAAGCCCAGUAACGGAUGCCCAGUUUUAAGCCCGCUGGCACUCGGACAGACCACCGACAUUAAGUGGGUAUGUCCGGACAUCGAGCUGGGGGACUCGCAAGAGCUCCGGAAUUACAUGGAGAGGUUGAACGAGAAUGCUACAAAAAACAUUGUAUAGAGGGCUUGAUUUUUUUGUGGACAAAUGAGUAACUCUAACUCACCCGAAUGCCUUCAGAGUAAGAAGGGAGUAAGGGGUGCUUUUUACUGAAACUGGUUGGCACUGUACCACGCCAUGACAACAAGAUGGAACAUUUCAGCAAGUGUUGUUUCCAUGGUAACUGUUGUAAUAGUUGAUGAUCAUAAGUGAGGUGGGGGGUGGGAAUUGCCAUGACACCACAUUGGAUAUGUGGGAAUUUGUGAACUUGAAUGUCACUUUAAUUAGUUUAGAUGUCUGUUCCCUUGUCUUUAAUUAAAGAAAAGCUUACAGUGCAUUCAGAAAGUAUUCAGACCCCUUCACUUUUUCCACAUUUUUUACGUUACAUCCUUAUAUAUAUUUUUUUUCUCCUCAUCAAUCUAAACACAAUAUCCCGUAACGACAAAGCAAAAACAGGUUUUUAGACAUUUUUGCAAAUGUAUUACAAAUAAAAAACAAAUACCUUAUUUACAUAAGCAUUCAGACCCUUUGCUAUGAUACUCGAAAUUGAGCUCAGGUACAUCCUGUUUCCAUUGAUCAUUACUGAGAUGUUUCUACAACAUGAAUGGUGUCCACCUGUGGUAAAUUCAAUUGAUUGGACAUGAUUUGGAAAAGCACACAAUUGUCUAUAUAAGGUCCCACAGUUGACAUUGCAUGUCAGAGAAAAAAACAAACAAUGAGGUCGAAGGAAUUGUCCGUAGACCCCCGAGACAGGAUUGUGUCGUGCCACAGAUCUGGGGAACGGUACCAAAAAAUGUCUGCAGCAUUGAAGGUCCCCAAGAACACAGUGGCUUCAAUGAUUCUUAAAUGGAAGAAGUUUGGAACCACCAAGACUCAUCCUAGAGCCGGCUGCCCGGCCAAACUGAGCAAUCGGGGGAGAAGGGCCUUGGUCGGGGAAGUGACCAAUAACCCGAUGGUCACUCUGACAGAGCUAUAUCUCUGUGGAGAUGGGAGAACCUUCCAGAAGGACAACCAUCUCUGCAGCACUCCAGCAAUCAGGCCUUAAUUCUAGAGUGGCCAGACGGAAGCCACUCCUCAGUAAAAGGCACCUGAAAGCCUGACAGCACCACCCAUCACCUGGGAAAUGACCAUCCCCACGGUGAAGUAUGCUGGUGGCAGCGUCAUGCUGUGGAGAUGUUUUUCAGCAGCAGGGUCUGGGAGACUAGUCAGAAUUGAGGGAAAGAUGAAUGGAGCAAAGUACAGAGACCAGGACCUGGACCUCAGACUGGGGCGAAGGUUCACCUUUUAACAGGACAACAACUCUAAGCACACAGCCAAGACAAAGCAGGAGUGGCUUCGGGACAAGUUCCUGAAUGUCCUUGAGUGGCCCAGUCAGAGCCCGGACUUGAACCCAAUCUAACAUCUCUGUAGAGACCUAAAAAUAGCUGUGCAGCAACGCUCCCCAUCCAACCUGACAGAACUUGAGAGGAUCUGCAGAGAAAAAUGGGAGAAACUCCCGAAAUAGAGUUGUGCCAAGCUUGUAGCGUCAUGCCCAAGAAGACUCAAGGCUGUAAUUCCUGCCAAACCUGUUUUUGCUUUGUCAUUAUGGGGUCUUGUGGGUAGACUUAUGAGGGAAAAAACUAUUUAAUCAAUUUUGGAAUAAGCCUGUAAUGUAACAAAAUGUUGAAAAAGUGAAGGGGUCUGAAUACUUUCCGAAUGCACUGUGUUUCAUUUUGUUAUCAUGCACAGCUCUCUUUGUUAACUUUUUAAAUCAUGAUUUCCUUAUACUAUUGUAUAUGAUGUGGUUGCUUUUUUUCUAGUCAUGCCCUGAAAAUACUUCAAAUCUGUAAAAUAGUCAUAAAAAAUUUCAAUUUGUUUUGCGUACACAUAAAGCUCUCAGAUUUUCAGAUGUUAAGCAAUUAUAGAUUCUAUGACAAUAGUGUUCAAAGCUAUCAAAGUUGUAAAUAAGUCAAGCAGAAAUACUGGUUUGGAGUACGUGAGACAACAUUUUGUAAAGUAUUCUGUAUUUUUGUACAUAUUUCUUUAGUCUGUCCAUCUUUUUGAGUUACAUUUUUUUCUCCAGAGACCAACAUGCAUGUUAGUGAAAACAAAGCCCAAGCCUGGCUUAGUUCCUGUUGAUCCAUCAGAAUUAAAUGUGUUACAUACUGCACAGUCUUCCCUAUGAGACACAAGCAUCUCUCACACACCUCCCCGUCAAAGACAUGACAUUCAUUUUAUAGCUGAGCUCCUGGUAUUAUUAUUAUUUUUCUCUUAAUUUUCUUUCCUUUUUCCUUUUUAUUUGUAUUUCUCCUUUACUUUUUUACUUGUAUUUUCUUUCGUUAUCGCUUUAUUAAUAGAAAGCAACAACAAUGUCUCCUCCUUAAUGUGUGUCACAUUAUUUUGUUAUUUUGUUGAUUCACUCAACUGAUUUGAAUAUUUAGUUUAAACCUGUAGCCUACAUGUAGGUUUUCACACUCCUUAUGUCAUUAAUUUAAUUCUGAACCUACAUUACAUGUAAUUGUUGGUGAGCAUAAUUUCUUAUAUCUUGUUCUAAUCCCCAUUUUGGAUCUAUUUAUUUAUCUUUCAGAAGGACCAUAAUAACUGCAGAUUAUUACACUGAGCCAUAAAACCUUAACACACAAUAUAGUUCAGGUCUAUUAUCAGAACUAAUGGUUGGAGUAGAUAAGUAUAGUAUCCCAGUGGAGAAAAUUGGUUGAAAUGACAUCAUUACAACCACAAACUGUUUGAAAUAACAUUGUUAUGACAUCAUUUAAACCAUUUGAAUAGUAGUAUAGGGAUAGUAGUAUACGGAUACACUAAACUUCCCUUCAAUGACAUGAGCUGCUGAGUUCUAGAUGGAAUAGUAAUCGGCUACAUGGCAUAACACCUGACUCCAACAUCCCAAUCCUCUCCCUAUCCAUAUUCCCCUCCAUAUCCCCAUGCCCUCCUUUCCCAUCAGUCAGAUCCAUAGAUGUCCAUCCCUUAAUGUUUUCAGAAUGGCCUCUGGAUUGAUUAAAACUAAAGGUGAUACCUCUCUC
Oncorhynchus nerka (sockeye salmon) is the source of this 4281-nucleotide messenger RNA. RefSeq names its product transmembrane protein 132C-like. The transcript is spliced from 2 exons. The coding region runs from base 26 to 1288 and encodes 420 amino acids. Lineage: Eukaryota; Metazoa; Chordata; Actinopteri; Salmoniformes; Salmonidae. The record is from RefSeq and is a predicted model, not a curated record.